UCGGGUGGAAAAGCGUUACGGUGGAAAAGCUCUUGUGUGGGCUGAAACGUGACGAUUUCGACGAUUCGCGUGCAGUGAUAAUUAAUAUUUUCGUACACAGUGUUCGCAAUUGUUAUUACCCGUCAGAUGGAAAAUUAAAUAUACACCGAUUCGCUCGAAAACGACAAUCCGGGUUUCACGUUGGGCUGUGCAAGGUUGUGGGUUGGAUCUUCGUACAUACUGGCGAAUUUAAAAUACCUGGUGUUGUCACUGAACUGGUGUGGUUCUAUAUGGAUUGUGAAAUUAAAAUGUAUAUUAAUUAAAAAUGAUUGUUUGCGGUGAAACAGUGUAGCUUCUGUGUACAGAGCGGUCAGAUUUACGCGACUACCGAUGCACAAUUAUUCGCGGUUAUUGUGGAAUCAAAUGAGACUUUCGGGAACAAACACGGAAAAGUCAAUGCCGUGCAACCGUGCGGGAGUGCGAAUAUUGACUUAUUCAUUAUUUAUACACUGUAUGAAACGACCGCAUGAUUGGUGUGACGACUGCCCGGGUACCGAUACGUGCGAGGCCUAAAUAAUUUGAAACUGCUGAUUGCAUGCAUAUCAUCCAUCAGUCGCAAAACUCGAUACGCAAACAGUGUUAAGAACGAAUCGAUUUCCAUCAAUUAUCCUGUUUUGCAAGCAAUCAUAAAUUAUGAGGGACGAACCAAUAAUACAGAUAAGAGCGAAACAAAAUAAUGAACAUCAUAUUCCACUGCCAUAGAUAACAAAUAGCGUACUUGCUUUAUGGCAAGACAAAAUAAAAACAGUGUUCGAUUGAGAAGCUAAACCCGCGCUCGUCGGUCGCAUAAUUCGGGUGAACACAAUUCCUGAUAACACCAGGCAAGCGUCUAAAAGCUUCUUCUUAGCAGUGGAACCUUCGGCUAACGAAUAGUGUUGAACGUAACAAUCCAUAGUAUUAUGCACACUUUAUCAAGGAAAGAAACGAACAGAAAUUAUUCAUGACCGCUGGACGGAUCGGUAAUUGUCCAGCAAGCAACCGACAGAAAAUAAGCGAAGAAAUGUCCAGUUCCGUACCGGAGUGAAUUCUUCCCUGCCAAUGGCCGAGGAGAAAAUCAAAUGAAUCGCUUAUUUAAUGAGAUUAAUUAUGCAUUCGUCAAUGUUGAUCAUCGCUGUCUUGCAGCUGGCGGUCAUACAUCCGACAGCUUCGACGGGAACAUCCACCGUGCUAGCCCCGCACGAGAUUUCCUAUCUGGUACUGAGCCAGUCGAGUGCGUUCUACGCCAGGCGUGCACUGGCUUUGCGGCAGAGCAUCCUCGAACAGCAGGCUAAGCUGGCCAAGUUCAAUGAUCAACCGGUCCCGCCCGAGCUUGGUACCCACUCCAGCAGUGACAACGUGCACCUUUCGCACGAGCUGUUCGCCGACCACGAGGGGUCCUGGGCAAUCACACCGAUUCUGAAGCACAUCCGGGCAAGCAUUCUGAAAGCGUCGCACGCCGGAACCCGCUGGCUGAUCAUAUGCGAGGAGAAUAGCCAGGUGAACGUGAGUCUAUUAGCGCACCAUUUGAGCAAAGAGGAUUAUCGACAGGAGCUCUUUCUCGGAUAUCCAUUGUAUGACCGCGAGGCAACCAUUAUUCAUCAUUUUGCGUUUUUCAAAAAUCCAUCAAGCUUUCUCUACCCCUACCUAAGGGCGGGAGUCGCCCUUACCGUACCGUUGGUGGACCGACUGAUCCAGGUACUGUCGAGUGCCGGUUCAACGCUGACGGAGUUCAUCAUCGAUGCUGCCCACGAAUUCGCACUCCUGGCGUGGAACCGGGGCACCGGCAGCCGACUGACACCGGUAUCCUAUCUGUGCGCUCGGUUCGACAAUACGUGCGCCAUUUAUGCAGGCCCCACCGUGGCCACAGAGGCGACCAUCGCUGAAACAGGUGAACCUGUUGCUAGCGGUGCACCCCACAUUCUGUUUGCUGUGAAAACGUGUGCAAAGUUUCACGAGGAACGUGUUCCGGUACUGUUGCAUACCUGGGCACAGUAUGUGCGCCAUCUGCGCCUCUACAGUGAUACCGGUGAUGUAAGCAUACCAACGAUUGCGACCAGCAUUCCCAACACCAGUAUCGGGCACUGUGCCAAAACGCUUGAAAUACUCCAUCUGAUAAAUGAGGAAAUUUUCCACAACUCUAGUCUGGCGGACGUCAGGUGGAUCAUGCUGGUGGACGAUGAUACAAUAUUGAGUCCCUCCGCACUCGUCCGGCAUCUGUCCUGUUUCGAUUUCAACAAAGACGUCUACCUCGGCGAACGGUACGGCUACCACCUACUGACAACGCGCGGUGAUGGCACAGCGGAAAGCGGUUACGGCUACAACUACAUCACCGGUGGGGGUGGAAUAGUCAUUAGCGUUACCAUCCUUGACGCACUGCUACGGUCGUGCGAAUGUCCUUCGGCAUCCUCGCCGGACGACAUGAUCAUUGCGGCAUGCCUGUAUCGGCUCGGUGUUCGUCCUGUUCAUUCCCCGCUAUUCCACCAGGCACGGCCAUCCGACUAUCCGCCAGAAAUUCUGGGCCCCGACAGUAUUUCCUUUCACAAGCAUUGGCAAAUCGAUCCGUACCACGUGUACAACAGGUGGUUUAGAUUGAACGAUGAGUUGUGGUACCGACAGAACACGGACCGAGUGACAAUCGAGAAUACAGUUAAUAACAAGCCACUGCUUCAUCCGAAUCAUAUCUGUAAUGAAAAUGAUAGCACACGACAACCGUUCAAUCGUCUAUCGCAUGCCAUUGGGAAUGUUGCCGCGCCGGCACAUGACAAGCAUAGCAAUCAGCAGCCACCAUCAGAUGGGAAGCAUUCAGCAACAACAGCGACCACGUCCAUGGCAAACCGCUAUCAAACUGAACAUAUCGGCAAUCCUUUCUGUGAGAGUAAUGAGCUUCAAUCAAACAGUAACCUACUGCUGAAUCGGCAUCAUGAGGUCAGCAGUCACAGCCUCCAGCAACCAAACAUAAUCAAACAUACCGAACUGUAAAGAGAAACAUAUCGGUUUAAAAGUAAAAACUGUUUAUCAAGCAGAUGAUAACCAAUCGCAAAGGAUUCCUCUCUAUAUAUGUAUAUAGAAUGAAGAAAUAAA
Sabethes cyaneus is the source of this 3099-nucleotide messenger RNA. RefSeq names its product beta-1,3-glucosyltransferase. The record is from RefSeq and is a predicted model, not a curated record. The transcript is spliced from 9 exons. Gene Ontology annotation, cellular component: membrane. NCBI's taxonomy places the organism in Eukaryota, Metazoa, Arthropoda, Insecta, Diptera, Culicidae. Gene Ontology annotation, molecular function: acetylglucosaminyltransferase activity. The coding region runs from base 1114 to 2997 and encodes 627 amino acids.